CGCAACAAACACGAUGAACAAAUUGGUACUUUUGGUGUUCUUGGCCGUUGUAGCUGUUGCCGCAGCUCAAGUCGAAGUUAGUGGUAAUGGAGUUCAUGGACUCGAAGGCGUAAAGCCAGUCGAAGUGAAGGACAAAAAAGAAAAUCGCCAUCAUGGUAACAGGCGUCAACAUGGAGGAAACCAUCGUCAACAAGGCGACCACAAGCACGAAGAACACGAACACAAACAUGGUGAACAUAAACAUGAAGAACAUCAACACGAAGACUACAAGCAUGGAGAACACCAACAUGGUGAACACGUGCACGGAGAACAUCAACAUGGUGAGCACAAGCACGGAGAACAUGAGCACAAGCAUGGAGAACAUCAACACGGUGAACACGUGCACGGAGAACAUCAACAUGGUGAACAUCAACACGGUGAACAUCAACAUGGUGAACACAAGCACGGAGAACAUGAGCACAAGCAUGGAGAACAUGAGCACAAGCAUGGAGAACAUCAGCAUGGUGAACACGUGCACGGAGAACACCAACACAAUGAGAAAGAACAAAACGGACGUCAUCAUGGUAGACGUCACUAA
Messenger RNA from Trichogramma pretiosum, 577 nucleotides. RefSeq names its product histidine-rich glycoprotein-like. The transcript has 2 exons. The coding region runs from base 14 to 577 and encodes 187 amino acids. Lineage: Eukaryota; Metazoa; Arthropoda; Insecta; Hymenoptera; Trichogrammatidae. The record is from RefSeq and is a predicted model, not a curated record.